CUGUACUGUCAGCAGCUAGAAACAGGUAGCAAGGUUGGGAAUCGGUGGUUACGUGAGCGAGCUCGCGAACUUGCUGGAGAUGCCAACACAGUCUGUCAGUUUUCCGAACGAUGGCUGAGUAAUUUCAAGAAGCGCUUUCACAUAAAUGAACAACGUGAAAGCGAUUCCAACCUCGAAGCACAGUCAAAUGACUCCACAUCUAGCGAUAGGCAGACAUUAUCAGACACUGAAGCUGAUACACUCGCCGAACAUACUGAUGCAGAGAAAGGGAUCCAACAAGAUAUUAUUGCGGAGAUUGUGAACCGACCAGGACAACUUCCCAUUCAAGUGUUCUACGAAAAAUUUCCUUGGCUCUGUAAGAAAGGAGCGCAAAUAGAGCCAGGUCGUAGGGGACGAAAGGUGCAAUUUCCAGACGUGGAACGUGUGCUUUACCAACGCCUUGUAGAAAAACAAAAAAGUGGUGAACGUGUCUCUAAUCGCUGGCUGCAGGAUCAGGCGCGCGAUCUCGCUACCGAACUGUGCCCUGGGAUUUUGGAAGAAGCCGUGAAGUCAUCGCGAUGCUUGUUCUCCGAGCACUGGCUCCACAAUUUCAAAAAGCGUUAUGGAAUCAGUCUCAAGUACAAAACCGCCACAAUAGAGCCGAGCAUGGAAAGUACAAGCUUACUGUCGCAGAUAUCGCCGGCUCCUUCAGCCGACAAUGUAGACGCUAAUUUCACCGUUCUCCAGCUGCAUACCUGGUUUAUGAAUCAAUGCUAUGCGCAUCCGAUUUGGGCAUCAGCUAACUCGCAUACACAUUUUCAUGAUACUCACGUUGCACCAUAG
Messenger RNA from Strongylus vulgaris, 822 nucleotides. The record is from the annotation of a GenBank genome assembly. NCBI's taxonomy places the organism in Eukaryota, Metazoa, Nematoda, Chromadorea, Rhabditida, Strongylidae.